AUCUUUGAAUCGUCGACGUUGGAUGCCCUGUUGUCGGCAUAAUGGCGUCUUUUGCGUGAUUUUGAUUUCGUUUUCUAGGUUAUGUAUGUAGUUAACAUUUUUUUUUUUCUUCUUCUAGAGUUUAAUUAUUAAUUGUUAAUAAUGGAGUGUAUAGUAGCGAAUGUGGAUCACAUGCGCUUUGACAUUGAAAUUGCAUUAGACGAACAAUAUGGAGCUUUACCCUUACCAUUUACCGGAAUGGACAAAUCUGUUGCAGCAGUUUGUCAAUUUUACCCUAAAGGUACGUGUUCGAAAGGAGCUGCUUGUCCAUUCCGACAUGUUCGUGGCGAUAGGACAAUUGUUUGUAAGCACUGGUUGAGAGGUCUCUGCAAAAAAGGCGAUCAGUGUGAAUUUUUGCACGAAUACGACAUGACAAAAAUGCCAGAAUGUUAUUUUUAUUCUCGUUUCAAUGCGUGUCACAACAAAGAAUGUCCAUUUUUACACAUUGAUCCUGAGACUAAAGUACGCGAUUGUCCAUGGUACGAUAGGGGCUUUUGCAGACACGGGCCAUUAUGUCGUCAUAGACACGUUAGACGUGUUUUAUGUAUGGCAUAUCUAGCUGGAUUUUGUCCAGAUGGAUCAAGUUGUAAAUUUAUGCAUCCAAGAUUCGAAUUGCCAGCCAUUCAGGAUAUGCAGCCAAAAGAGGGAAAAAAAGUCAUGAUCACAUGCCACUUUUGUGGGGAAAGCGGACACAAGGCCAUUUACUGCAACAAAAUGCCGCCAGAUAUGCGCGAGCAACAGGUGCGCCAGGAAAUGGACCGAGAGUAUCACCGUGGUGGGGACACCCAUCAUCGCGUCAAUAUGCAUAAUGGACCGCGUGGCGAUGGUCCCCGUGGACCCCAGAAGCCUCUUGAAGAGGUCACGUGCUACAAGUGUAGUCGUAAGGGCCACUACGCGAACAAGUGCCCCAAAGGACAUCUCGCGUUUCUGAGUCACGCGGGUAACGGUGGAGCCGGCGACGCCGGCGGGGGAAAUCAUUAAUGACGUUCCACUUGCUAUUACAUUGGAGAGAAAUACGUGAACAUUAGAGUAACGAGACUUUCGUUGUCGUAGCCCCGUUUAUUCUUCAAUGUGCUGAAGAAGAACGAGCCUAUAUGGCUUUUCGUUACUUUGAGGUGGACGAUUUAGUGUUUCUUCUGAAGUUAUUCUUUUGUGAAAGUGACUCGAUAUAGUGUGCUUUAAUUUAUCGUUCGCUGAAGUGAGUUUAUUUUUGCAGUGAAUUAUAAAAGAAGUAUAUUUUAAACAGAAAGUAUGAAGACGAAUGGCUUUAUACAUUGCAGUGUAUAAUUAGUAGUAAGCGUUGCGUAUGAUCAUUUAGGAAAGUAGAUGGUUUUUUUAAAUGUAUAAUAUAAAAUUUAUGCAUAAUCAUUUAAGUAAUAUUUUCAUUUAAA
Messenger RNA from Ceratosolen solmsi marchali, 1430 nucleotides. It is a transcript of the gene Clp, whose product is annotated as cleavage and polyadenylation specificity factor subunit 4. Gene Ontology annotation, molecular function: RNA binding; zinc ion binding. The record is from RefSeq and is a predicted model, not a curated record. The transcript is spliced from 4 exons. NCBI's taxonomy places the organism in Eukaryota, Metazoa, Arthropoda, Insecta, Hymenoptera, Agaonidae. Bases 142 to 1020 code for a protein of 292 amino acids.